UUAGUGAGUUUGUGAGUGAAUGCUUCAAAGAAGCUCUUAAAGAAAUCCAAAGAAAAAUGAUUUAAACAGAUUUUUAGCGUUAAUUCAAUCAAAAGCACGUACCCACGCACGCAAAUUCUAUAAUUUCAUCUAAUAAUCAGUUUUAUUACACUUUCAACUUCCACAAAAAAAGCGGAAAUGUCUUCGUCUUUAACGCAGAGAAGGCUGAAUUCAUCAUCUACAGAAGAGGCUGCUUCAACAGCAACAAACAAUAAUAAUGAUGUUGUCAGAGGCAAGGGAUCUGUAGUGGACAACCCCACCCAUGUGCAUGAGGCAGAUUUAAGUAAAAAAGAAAAAACAAAUCCUAUGGUUUUCGUGGUUUUCAUAUCGUUAUUGUUUGAUUUGCUGGCAUUUACCAUUAUAUUGCCGCUAUUACCCUCGCUGUUGGAAUACUUUAAGACAAAUGAUAGUUCCGGUUUAUAUGCUGUGUUAACUGAUCGCAUAAGAUGGUUUCAAGAAUUGUUGGGAGCACCCGAACGUUACAAUUCGGUAUUGUUUGGUGGUUUUUUGGGCUCCAUGUUUAGUUUUCUACAAUUUUUAGCCAGUCCCGUGGUGGGGGGUCUGUCCGAUUACUAUGGCCGUAAACCGGUUAUUGUUGUUUGUGCAACUGGUAUUGCAGCCUCUUACUUGUUGUGGGCCUUCUCACGUAAUUUUGCGGUUUUUGUUUUGGCCCGUUUUGUUGGUGGCCUUAGCAAGGGCAACAUAUCGUUGUGCAUGUCUAUUAUAACGGAUGUUUCCAGCGAAAAGACUAGAGGCCGUGGCAUGGCUUUGGUGGGUGUUGCAUUUUCAUUGGGUUUCAUUGUGGGACCCAUGAUCGGUGCUAUGUUUGCUAUAUUUUCAAACAAAUCUACUGGUCCCUGGUUUGUGUUACCCUCGUUGUUGGCCUUUGGUUUGGCUAUGGGCGAUCUAUUGGUGUUGGUGUUUUGUUUAAAGGAAACCUUGCCAAAGGAAAAACGCGUUAAAGAAAUCUCUUCAUCUCUCUCAUAUGCCUGGCAAUUGCUCAAUGUAUCAUCAAUAUUUAGAUUUGCUACAAUUAAAAAUGUGCCUCAAAAGCAAAUCAAAUCUCUACAAACUAUAGGACUGAUUUAUUUCAUCUACCUUUUCCUGUAUUCAGGUUUAGAGUUUACAGUAACAUUUCUAAUGUAUCAUAAAUUCGGUUAUACCUCCAUGGAUCAAGCUAAAAUGUUUUUAACCACAGGUAUUAUAAUGACCAUUUUACAGGGCUCGGUGGUAAGACGUCUUCCAGAACAGAAAGUUAAACAAUAUGCUGUCUUUAGUUUGUAUCUCUUGGUGCCAGCAUUUAUGUUAGUGGGUAUUGCCCAAUCGGCCUUGCUGCUAUAUAUGGGCAUGAUAUUAUAUGCCAUAUCUACUGCCUUUACUGUCACCUGCUUAACAACUCUGGUCUCAAAAUAUGGCAAUGAUGAUCAAAAAGGUUCUGUUUUAGGUAUUUUCCGUUCGUUGGGUGCAUUAGCCCGUGCAGUGGGUCCCGUUGUGGGUUGUAUAUCCUUUUGGUGUAUUGGCUCUCAAAUGACCUAUAUUUUAGGUGGCCUAUUUUUGCUCAUACCCUCAUAUGUUUUACAAAAAGUACAAUUAUAAUUUAUUCAUUUAUUUAAUUCAUAAUGUUU
Calliphora vicina (urban bluebottle blowfly) is the source of this 1664-nucleotide messenger RNA. RefSeq names its product major facilitator superfamily domain-containing protein rtet (gene rtet). Gene Ontology annotation, biological process: transmembrane transport. The coding region runs from base 178 to 1635 and encodes 485 amino acids. Gene Ontology annotation, molecular function: transmembrane transporter activity. The record is from RefSeq and is a predicted model, not a curated record. Gene Ontology annotation, cellular component: brush border membrane. Lineage: Eukaryota; Metazoa; Arthropoda; Insecta; Diptera; Calliphoridae. The transcript has 6 exons.